UUGGGAAAGCUUCUGCAUUUCGUCGUUCCGUGUCGCGUGGUACGAAUACUGUUUGCUGUUUUGGUGCUGUUCCACCUUCGCUCUGCCUGUUCGUCGUACGAAUUUAUUUUGUGUCGUGAUCUCACCACCGUUGGCUGGCUGGCUGGUUUGGCUUGACUUGGCUUUUUUGGUGCCGUUCUGUCCAGUUGUGUAACCGUUGUGCGGUGAGUUCUAGAGCCCAACAAAGUGUGUUCUUCGGAGUGCUCUUGUUCUGUGCCGUUCGUUCGUUCGUUCUGUUUGAGCAAGUGAUUUAGUCGAUUACCGUAGGAUCGACAAUCGCACAAUCCGGUAGCCGCGGUUCGUAAAGGAUUAUUGUUCUCUCUCUUUGUGGAAGGAAAGAACAGGAAGCAGUUGAAGAAGCCGGAACCGUCAAACCAAACAGCAGAGUUUAUUCGAAACUUUUGGUCACCAGUAAAUAAACACAUUCUUCUCCAAGCAAUGGCCGCCAUUUCGGAUUUCCGCAAGAAGAAGCUUCUGUAUGUGUUCCACGUGUUUUUCGAUAUUAAUCAAAGUGGAGAAAUCGACCGCAAGGACUUCGAACUGGCAAUUAAUAAAAUAUGCAACCUGCGUGGCUGGCCCGAGGGACACGCCAAGAACAAGGAAACCCACGACGCCAUGUUUAGAAUUUGGGACGGUCUGCGGACGAAGGCGGACGAGGAUAAUGACGGUCAGGUCUCCGUGGACGAAUGGUGCAACAUGUGGGAAGCGUACGCCAAGAACUCCAACGCCGUACUCGACUGGCAAGUGAGAUACAUGAAUUUUAUGUUCGAUCUCGAGGAUGCUUCCAACGAUGGAACCAUUGACUCUGAGGAGUUUUCCUCUGUUUAUUCGAGCUACGGAGUUGACAAGAAGGAGUGCCUGGAGGCUUUCAAGAAGAUGUCGAAGGGUGCCGGCGAAGUCAACCGGGAGCAAUUUGCCGUAUUGUGGCGCGAGUACUUCUCUUCCGAUGACGCGACUGCUCCGGGAAAUUUCAUUUUCGGCAAAAUUGCCUUCUAAAUCAAAAUUUACUGCGCCUCAGUUAUUACGAUGCUCAUCGAGAUGAAAUAAAAAAAUAAUAAGCAAAAUAAAGGUAAAUCAAUAACAAAUUUAACAGGCAGCGACGAAGAUUGCGUGCACCAAAAAAUAACAACAAAUUUCGAAUUAAUGUUUUCUAAUGGAGUGACAACCGAAAGGGACCGGUUAGCUGCGGAUGAAAAGGGCUAUCCGUUUCCUGCCAAUUGCCGUUGUUUCUAAUUACAGAAAAGAGUUUUAUUAUGUAGUAGCUUAUCGUAGGAUCACAACAUGCCACCACAGGUCCAGUAAGCGAUAGUAGGAAACAAAACAAAAUCAAAUAAAUCUUUUCCAAUCGCUCAAAAAUGAAACGGCAUGGACACGGAGCACGUUCAGCCCGAUUGUACCCAUUCCUGACAGAACACUUCUAAUAAUGCUAUCAUCGAAUCAAUAAAUCUAGAGUGUGGUGUAA
This is a messenger RNA of Malaya genurostris, 1501 nucleotides long. Its product is annotated as calexcitin-1-like. NCBI's taxonomy places the organism in Eukaryota, Metazoa, Arthropoda, Insecta, Diptera, Culicidae. The record is from RefSeq and is a predicted model, not a curated record. Bases 478 to 1035 code for a protein of 185 amino acids. The transcript has 7 exons. Gene Ontology annotation, molecular function: calcium ion binding.